Molecule: messenger RNA, 288 nt
Organism: Drosophila persimilis
Lineage: Eukaryota; Metazoa; Arthropoda; Insecta; Diptera; Drosophilidae
Exons: 3
Coding region: 1-288 (95 amino acids)
Source: RefSeq, a predicted model, not a curated record
AUGUCGAAACUUAUUCUGUUGCUGGCUGUCUGCUGCCUGUGCCUGUGCCUGACUCAGGUCCAGGCCCAAGCCCGCGCAUUCUGCGAUGGUCUAGUGGCCGAGUGCAGGCGCCAUGAACGUGAGGUGGGCCCCAGGGACGAUACCGUGGACAUCUACAACCAACAUUGUGCUCGCAUCGAUCGCACCUGGAGACGUAUAACACGCUGUCAGCUAGUUUAUGCCUCCUGCCUUCUGACUAUUUUACGUUGCGACAAUCUUACCUGCAAAAAUGUGGCUGGAGUCCUCUAG